CCAACAGACUCAGUAUUCUUAAAAGCAAAAGACACCUGAGAGAGAGAGAGGGAGAAUGACACCAACCAGAGAAGUCUUUCUCCGGGAGAAUCAAUCUCCCCGUUGCUGAGGCGUCGGCUCGAAAGGAAGAGGAGGGAGUUUUGGGCCGCUAAGGCUGCCGUAGAGGGGCGUGGCGACGGAGCCGCGAUUUGAUUCACGGAGUUCACGUGCCGGCCGCCGCGAGUAGAUCUACCAUGGCUCAGCCGGGGACUCUAAACCUCAAUAACGAGGAUCUUACACUGGAGUUACAAUCACUGAUUCGAUGAAGGGGAAGAAGGCAUUCCAGGCAGAAGGACUGGUAAUAAGGUUGUGAAGAUGAGAAAAGAAGUGAAGAGAAUCCGAGUGUUGGUUAUCCGAAAACUUGUCAGGAGUGUUGGCAGACUGAAGUCAAAAAAAGGUACUGAAGAUGCACUGUUAAAAAACCAGAGACGAGCACAACGAUUGCUUGAAGAAAUUCAUGCUAUGAAGGAAUUAAAACCUGAUAUAGUAACUAAAUCUGCUCUUGGUGAUGAUAUCAACUUUGAAAAAGUCUGCAAAAAGCCUGAUUCUACUGCAACUGAAAGAGCAGUUGCCAGACUAGCUAUGCAUCCUCUUCUGAAGAAAAAAAUAGAUGUGCUAAAAGCUGCUGUCAAAGCCUUUAAAGAUGCAAGACAAAAUGUUGUUGAAGUUAAAUCAUCAGAGAAUGCUUCAGAAGAAAAUCAUUCCAAGGACACUUUGUGUUCAAAUGAUGAUGCCAGUAAGUUACAGCAUGAAGGAACUAUUAUCAGUGAACAGAAAGAAAAAGAAGCCAAAAUAUUGGCAAAGAAACCAGUAAAUUCAAAAGAAAAAAGAACCAAGAUGGAACAGGGACCCAAUGCUAUAGACAUUCCAAAUACUCCAUCAAAGCCUUCUGAAAGGGCUGGUAUAGUUCCUUCUGAUCCCCGGAAGACACCUGCUGACCCAAAAAUGAAAACCUUAAGUAAAACAAAAAAAGGAAAGGAGUCCAAUAGCUUACUUGGUGGAAACAGUGAUGGAGAAGAAUUACAAGAAGAAGAAAAAGAGUAUUUUGAUGAUAGCACAGAAGAAAGGUUUUACAAACAAUCUUCCAUGUCUGAGGAUAGUGACAGUGGUGAUGACUUCUUCAUUGGGAAAGUCAGGCGGACACGAAAGAAGGAAAGUAAUUGCCAUUUUUCAGUUAAGGAACAAACCCCCCCCAAAAAAGUGUUGUUACCGGAGGAAGAUAAACAUGAAACUCAUCAGAGUAUAAGAAAUGACAUAACCAAGCCAAGCGUGGAAUUAAGGAAGUUUGAGUCUGUAUUUUUCCAUUCUUUAUCUGGAUCUAAAGGCUCUAGAAGAAAUUCCAGAGAACAGGCUCCAAAAAGCAAAACCCCAGGUUUUCAGCAAAAUGAACCUCAACUCAAGAAUCUGUUUAAUAGGAGCGCACAAAGAGGAUUUGAAAGUUCAAAACAGCAAUCACAGCUGCCUCUUCAUCCUUCAUGGGAAGCAAGCAGGAGGAGAAAAGAACAGCAAUCUAAAAUUGCUGUGUUUCAGGGGAAAAAAAUUAUAUUUGAUGAUUGAUUAGUACCUCUGUUUGUGAACCAGCCCAUUAUUAAAGUUCUGUUUACAUAAGCCUACCACACAUCAUGUACAUACUUAAAUUGAUUUUUAAUAAUAUACUCACAUUAUUCCUUCUGAAAGAAUUUCAAGAUUAUAGCUUUCUCAGACUUUUUCAUUUGUGCUUAUUCAUGAAAAGUAUUUUGCAGGUUUAGCUCUGUGUCUUGCCUUGAAAAUAAAUUUUGAGAAGAUAUAUUUAAAAUAAUAAUGGAAAAUAUGAGGAAAUUGUAGUUAUUUAAAAGAGAUCAUCUUUGCUAAAAGUUGUCCUUAACAAAACUAAGAUAGUAACUUUUAUUAUGGGUAUAAAGAUAAUAAAUUAUACAAAUAUUUUUAUUAUACUUGUAAUUAUUUGUGAUCUACUUUUUGACUGUUUUAAAAUAGUUUCUAGGGCAGUUUUUUAUUUCUGAAUCUCAGUUUUUUUAGGUAGCAUAUGUGUUUAAAUGUAGUAACACAACCAAAAAUUUGUUUUAUAUCUCACUGCAUAGAAAUAUUUGUUUAAAUCAAGAAUGUAUAUAAUAUGUAGUUGCUUGACCAUGAACUUUAAUGUAAACAUAUUUUGUGGAAUCAUGGAUUAGAAUUCAUAAGGACAAACUCUAAAGGAGGUAUGAUUAAAGAAGCAUUUCCAGAUAA
Messenger RNA from Canis lupus familiaris (dog), 2262 nucleotides. RefSeq names its product serum response factor binding protein 1 (gene SRFBP1). The transcript has 10 exons. The coding region runs from base 355 to 1596 and encodes 413 amino acids. NCBI's taxonomy places the organism in Eukaryota, Metazoa, Chordata, Mammalia, Carnivora, Canidae. The record is from RefSeq and is a predicted model, not a curated record. Gene Ontology annotation, cellular component: 90S preribosome; nucleus. Gene Ontology annotation, biological process: maturation of SSU-rRNA.